AUGGCUUCCUGGAAGUCCAUAGGCACCUACGUUGACGCGGUUCCCCCACCUGGGGCGAACAUCGUCAGUGGCAUGUGGAUUUUCAGGGUGAAGCGGCCGCCGGGUUCUCCGCCUGUCUUCAAGGCGCGUUACAUGGCUCAUGGCUUCAGUCAGCGGCAAGGAGUUGACUACUUUCAGACCUUCUCUCCCACCCCGAAGAUGACCACUCUUCGGGUACUGCUGCACGUAGCUACUCACCGUGACUACGAGCUACACUCUCUUGACUUCAGCACUGCUUUUCUGCAGGGUAGCCUGCACGAGGAGAUCUGGUUGCACCGCCCACCUGGCUUCACUGGGACUUUUCCUCCUGGCACCCAGUGGAGCCUCCGGCGGCCAGUCUACGGUCUCCGCCAGGCACCGCGUGAGUGGCACGACACAUUGAGGACUACACUUGCGGCUCUUGGGUUUGCUCCCUCUACUGCCGACCCGUCGCUGUUUCUGCGCACCGACACUUCUGUGCCGCCGUUCUACAUCCUUGUGUACGUCGAGGACUUGGUCUUUGCCACAGCUGACACUUCUAGACUCGCCCACGUGAAGUCCGAGCUGCAGAAGAGACACACAUGCACUAACCUGGGUGAACUGCGCAGCUACCUUGGCUUGCAGAUCACCCGGGACAGAGCACGCCGCACCAUUACCCUGACUCAGUCACACAUGGUGCAGCAGGUCCUUCAGCGCUUCGGCUUCACGUACUCCUCGCCUCAAGCCACUCCUCUGCUUACUCGCCACUCGCUCACAGCUCUGCCUUCGGAUGAGUCCGUAGAGUCACCGGAGCACAUGGCUGCAGCAAAGAGGGUGUUGCGCUACUUGUGCAGUACGUCGGGCAUGGGGCUUCUGCUUGGAGGGCGGAGUCCAGUGGUCCUCACUGGGCACGCAGACGCUUCUUGGGCUGAUGACCAGGCUACGCAGCGGUCGUCACAGGGUUACACCUUCAGCCUUGGUUCCGGCUCUGUUUCGUGGCGGGCUACUCGCUCGUCUUCUGUUCUCGGCUCCAGUUGUGAGGCUGAGAUCUACGCCGGAGCCAUGGCUGCACAGGAGCUUCGCUGGCUCACCUACCUGCUGACUGACCUCGGAGAGCCACCUCGUUCUCCUCCAGUGCUGUACGUAGACAACAAGGCCAUGCUGGCCUUGUAUCGGGAGCAGCGACUGGAGCACAGAACGAAGCAUAUUGCUCUCCGCUACUUUCUUGCUCGUGAGCUGCAGCAGCGUGGUCAGCUGCGCCUUGCUUACGUGGCCUCUGAGGCCAACACUGCUGAUAUCUUCACCAAGGCGCUUGCGCCUUGUGAUCAUCAGCGCUUCUGUACUCAGCUGGGUCUUGUGCCUGCCUUGCCUUACUUGCUCACCUCUUGA
This is a messenger RNA of Closterium sp. NIES-65, 1386 nucleotides long. NCBI's taxonomy places the organism in Eukaryota, Viridiplantae, Streptophyta, Zygnematophyceae, Desmidiales, Closteriaceae. The record is from the annotation of a GenBank genome assembly.